AUGAUUAAUGUGAUUGGAAAGUUUCGCUUUGAUACCCAUGGAAGAUUGAGGUAUACUUUGGCAGAGAAUCGACCUGCGUCCAUUGAUGCUUUCAACUACGCUCAUCCUCUGUCUUUAAUCUCCCAGCUAGGGACAGGGUCGUAUAGUGCAACGCACUUCCCACCAGCUGGUAAGGACUAG
Plasmopara halstedii is the source of this 180-nucleotide messenger RNA. RefSeq lists its product as uncharacterized. The coding region runs from base 1 to 180 and encodes 59 amino acids. The record is from RefSeq and is a predicted model, not a curated record. Lineage: Eukaryota; Oomycota; Peronosporomycetes; Peronosporales; Peronosporaceae. The transcript has 2 exons.